Molecule: messenger RNA, 3616 nt
Organism: Tribolium madens (black flour beetle)
Lineage: Eukaryota; Metazoa; Arthropoda; Insecta; Coleoptera; Tenebrionidae
Gene: Sirt1
Product: NAD-dependent protein deacetylase sirtuin-1
Exons: 6
Coding region: 25-2160 (711 amino acids)
Molecular function (GO): NAD+ binding
Source: RefSeq, a predicted model, not a curated record
AAAAGAUUUUUAUUCGUGUCAAAGAUGGAUUCUUAUCCUGACGUUGUUGAACACGAAUCCAGUGCGAAACGAAUUAAACUCGACCUAAGAGAGUCGAAUAUAGGUGAAUUGUGCAAUGGGGGCGAUUUUUCUAGUUUUUCUACUACAACUGGCGGCCCGAUUGACAUUCCUGAAGGAAUAUCACCUGACUGUGAUUCCGGUUACGAAGCAUCUACGUUAGAAUCAAUUCCAACUUCUUCACACCAGACCUCACCUCAAACCGACUCCGGCGAUGUUCAAGAGAGUUUAUCCAGUCUUUCUGAAAUAUUUCUAACACCAUCUCGAACAGAUCAAGUGGACACAUCUCAGGAUAGUAUCGAAGCCGACGAUGACAAUGUUUCAACAGUAAGCGAAAUAAGCGGACUUUCAGACCUUUCAGGAGAUUGGAAACCUAUGGCUGGUAGCAUGAUUUGGAUUCAAAAACAAAUGCAAAACGGUGUCAAUCCUCGGACACUGUUGAGCGAUUUGGGUGUGGAUCUAGACCAAGUACCACAAUAUGUAGACGAAAUAACUCUCUGGAAAUUAAUUAUAAACAUGUUAGCUGAACCUCCACGACGGAAUAAAUUGCGACAUGUUAAUACUUUAGACGAUGUAGUUCGAUUGGUUAAAGGAGCACAAAAUAUAAUAGUUUUAACCGGCGCUGGCGUUUCUGUUUCUUGUGGAAUCCCCGAUUUUCGGUCACGUGAUGGUAUCUACGUUCGAUUAGCGAUAGAUUUUCCUGAUCUUCCAGACCCACAAGCAAUGUUUGAUAUCAGUUAUUUCAGUCAAGACCCUCGGCCAUUCUUUAAAUUCGCACGUGAUAUAUACCCAGGAAAAUUCACGCCAAGUCCUUGUCACAGAUUUAUAAAAAUGUUGGAGAAGUAUGGCAAACUCUUGCGUAAUUACACUCAAAAUAUUGACACACUCGAAAAAGUUGCAAAUAUAGAAAAAGUGAUUGAAUGUCAUGGCUCAUUUGCUACCGCAACUUGCACAAAAUGUGGACAUAAAGUCACAGCUGAUGCUAUCAGAGAGAUAGUUUUAGCGCAGAAAAUUCCACUAUGUGAGAAAUGUCAUCCGGGGAAGACUUCCGUUCCUUGUUCGGAAGAACAGAAAGGCAACAAUGAAGAAAUAGAUUAUAGACAACUUGUGUCUUCGGGAAUUAUGAAACCAGAUAUUGUGUUUUUCGGUGAGGGACUUCCAGAUACAUUCCACGAGGCAAUGACUCAAGACAAGACACAAUGCGAUUUGCUGUUGGUAAUUGGAAGUUCGUUAAAAGUACGUCCUGUUGCUCUUAUUCCCAGUUCGUUGCCUCCAAACGUUCCACAAAUUUUAAUCAAUCGAGAGCCUUUGCCACAUUGCCAUUUCGAUGUGGAGUUAUUGGGCGAUUGUGAUGUUAUCAUCAACCAUUUAUGCAAUUUGUUUGGAGGUGUUUGGAAGGAAGGUAUUUUUGAUGAGAAUAUGUUGGAAGAAGCGUCACAUUUGCUUCCAUUACAAGAGCCCAGUUUUGAUGUGACUCCUACUUGUGUUAAAAGUCAAACCGAGCCAAAUUGUACAGAUGAUAAUUUAGAAGAGAAAGAUAGAUGCAGUACAAAAUGUAGUUCCUCAACUGUAGAAAAAGACGAAGAAUUAGCUUGUGAAUGUAGUUGCAACAAACAAACGUCAAUUAUUAAUAAGCAAUCCUUGUUGGAUUCGGAUCUUGUCAAUUCAUUAGAUUUAAAAUCGGUUAAAGAACGUCAUAUGUCAGUUGAUUCGGCGAGAGAUUCGGGUAUUGGUGACAAUUCGAAUUUCACCGAUUUGGAAACGAAAUACGACGAUACAUCGGAUGAAAACACUGAAUUGGGUGAAUAUACAUCAAGCACCGAUCCUCAAUUUACUAACAUAUCGAAUGAUGAAGAGAAUAAUACAAAUACAUAUUUGGAAAGUACAACAAACACUUCAGAUCUGAAAGGUUUCUGGCAACCGAAAAUAAAGAAAAGCCUUGCGGAACGAUUGCCACCGAAAUCGUUCUAUCUUGUUAAACCGAGCCGAUAUAUUUUUCCAGGAGCUGAGAUUUAUUACGAUCCCGAUGAAAAGUUUGGUUAUUACGAGGGUUCAUCGAGUUCUGGUAAUUCAGACAGCGAGUCCGAACCAGUCAGUAAUUAGUUCUAGUUUUUUACUUAAUUUGUUUUGUUUUUGUUAUUAAAUUCGCAUUUUGUUAUCACCAUAUUAUAUGAAAGAUGACCAUAAUUUAUAAAUGUGAGGCAAAAGACGCAUUCAUUUAUAGUCAAAUGAAGGCCCCCAGUAUAGGACAAUCGUAUAUAUGCAUAUUAUUCGAAUAUUUAAGAAUGGAUGCAUUUUUUAUUCGUGUGUCGGUUGCAUUUUCUUGGCUUAAUCAUAAGCUUUUUAUGUAUUGUGUUUUAUACUUGUUGAUGACAGGAAAUUGUGUUCACUUUCAUAGUUUAUGGUUUUAUUUUGCGGUAUUUUUAUUUAUAUUGUUGAAAUGUGUGCGUGUGUGAAGCUCAGGGUGCGUUGUUUAGUGUAACGUGAGUCGUGAAAAUGAAAAGGAAAUUAUUGAUCUCUAAAAAUGUAUUGUGUAAGAGCAAUUUUUCUAGGUUUGGAAAGCUUUGUUAAGUCAACAGACUGAUUAUUUAGUUUUGUCAUAUGUGAAUUCUGUGGAUUUUCUGUAGAAAGACCAGUUACGAGUACCUAAUUUUUGUUAGUGGUAAAAAUACUAGUAAUUAAGACAGUAAAGUUGAUUACAUUUAAGUAAUCGCGCAAUAUUUAAACAUAUUCACUAAACUUAAUUCAUAACACUGUUACUAUUGAAGAUUGUAAUAUUUUUCAAACUUUCUUUCUAGAAAAUAGUAAGAAUUGCUCUGUAUGUGUACAUGAAAAUUGUUAUAAAAGUCUUAUGAUAAUAUAACUGUAUAUAGCAAAAUGACUAAAGUUUCAAUCAGAGCUUUAUUCCAAAUUUUGUUUUUAAUAUUAUUUUGUGCAUUGUUUUUUAUUUUGUCAAUUCUACACCAAAUACGUUUCGUCAAAGAAGAGUUUAUUUUUAUAUGUACUUUAUUUAUUGUAUGAAAUUUUGUUUAAGCAUUUAUUUUUAUUUUUGCUCUGAUUAUAUCAAAUAAAAAAUUGUGUUGUCACUAUUUUGUGACAACGAAUUUAGUUUUAACGGUUGUGCACAAAUCAUAUUUUUUAUAUUUAAAUGAAAACAUGUUUGCAUUAAUUUUACUACUGUACUCCACAAUGUACUGUAAAAUGAAAUGCUUUGCAAUAUUACAUUAUUGUGUAUAUUUUGUGGUAAUAUACAAUAAUGUAAUAUAUUUUUUUUGUUAAUGUAGUCACCUCUGUAUUUUUAUUUCAACAAUGCCUACAUGUGCAGUGUUAUUAUUAGUUGUGUAAGAUAAAUUAGGAUUACUAUUAUUUUUGUACAAGUAUUUAUUCUCAUUUGUGGCUACAAGUUAGUAUAAAACUGUGUAAGUAAAAUUGUUUCAAGUAAUUAUAUGAUAUUAAAUUAUCCUUAAAGUUAUAUUUUGUAAUAUUCUAUUUUCUAAUUUAUAUUUGUGUGUAUAUAUUAAUGUUACUAAAGCAAUAAAAUUUGUUUCUUAUUUGUAAA